AACAUAUGUGAGCAUGAGAUAUGAAUUGUCUGCCCUGCUUCGGAAGCAAGGAAUCAGAUAUCAAAGAACAAGAGGAUUUGCGUGACGCACAACCAAAAGGACACCCCACUUCUCAACCUCCAGUAAUUACUAUGGAUACAUCAUCAGUCCCCGCUAGUAAACCCAAUAACCAAAAUCAUGAAAGCGCUACCAGCAACAUAAAUGGAACGAAUGAAGUUGCGGAUAACCCAGCCCGUAAUUUUGGUUUCCGAGAGUUGGCCAUGGCCACGAAAAAUUUCCGACGAGAAACUCUACUAGAUGAGAAUAGAGUUGGAAAAGUUUUUAAAGGAACCCUCCAGGGUACUGGCCAGGUUGUGGCUGUUAAGCAGCUAGAUAGACAUGGAACGAAAGCGAACAAAGAGUUCCUUGCUGAAGUCAUGAUGUUGAGUCGUCUUCGACAUCCAAAUCUUGUUGAAUUAAUAGGAUAUUGCGCAGAUGGAGAUCAGAGGAUUCUUGUUUAUGAAUACAUGCAAAUGGGUUCAUUGAAAAAUCAUCUGCAUGAGGUUCCACCAGAGAAAGAGCCGUUAGAUUGGGUCACAAGGAUGAAAAUAGCCUCAGGAGCUGCACAAGCUCUUGAGUAUUUACACGAGAAGACGAAUCCACCCAUUCUUUAUCGCACCUUCACAUCUCCAAACAUUUUGCUAGAUGAAAACUUAGAACCAAAGCUAUCAGAUUACGGGCUUGUGAGGCUUGAAAUCGACACUGGUAAUACUAUGCAACAAAGGAUGGUGUCUACUGUUGGUUGCGCUCCUGAAUAUGAACAAAAUGGUGAACUCACACCAAAAUCCGACGUUUACUGUUUUGGGGUUGUUCUACUCGAGCUCAUUACCGGAAGAAAAGCAUUAGACACCACUCUCCCAAUGGACGAACAGAAUCUUACCAAAUGGGCACAACCCUAUUUUAAGGAUCCAAAAAGGUUUCCCGAAAUGGUUGAUCCACGAUUGGAAGGAUCAUUUCCAGAUAAAAGUUUAAAUCAAGCAGUUGGGGUGGCUGCCAUGUGUGUACAAGACGACCCAUCCGUUCGACCAAUGAUCUCAGAUGUGGUGGCUGCACUUAGCUUCCUCGCCAUGGCUCCACCACCGCAACCACAACCACAAAAGGAUCCUACUACCGCUUCAACGAAUGAUCCAAAUGCGGAAAAUCAUUCGUCAUGUUUAUCGUCAUCAUCGAUAGAGGCGGAAGAUGAUGAUUAUAGCUGUAGUGAUUCUGAAGAUGAGGAUGAACAACACUACCAUAUGCGAACAAAACAUAACAAGAAUAGUUAUGAUGAAGAUAGAUGUGGCACUUCAUCUUCAGAAAGUUUAUAUAAUGAAGAUGAUUAUUGGGAGGAUGAAAGUCACCAUGAAGAAACAAGUUAUAGAUCAAAAUCAAAGAUAAAAAGCAUCAAGAGAAAAGUUACAUUUGGAAGAGAUAAAAGUGUAAGUAGGAAUUCAUCAAAAAAUAAGAGCUUGAAAAAACAUUCAGGUCCUAGUUUGCGAAAGACAAGCGUGAAUAGGAUAUCGCCUAAAACACAUUUAGGUUCGAAUUCGAGGAACAAAAUUGUUGAUAGGAAAUCAUCAAAAAACAAUGAAACGGAUAAUGUUAGUUUGAGCAAGAAAACUCAUGAUGCACUCGAAGAUCAUCAAAGUAGUAGCAACUCAUCACUAUCACCAGAUAAUGGUGAAAGUAGUAGAAGAGAUGUCACUCUUGAAUCAUCAAGAAAAAAUGUGGUUAAAUCUGAUACGGGCAUGAACAACAUUGAAGUAGAGAUUUUGGAUGGAGAAGAAGGGAUAAAUGCUAGAUUAUUAGAAGAUACAUAUGUUCCAAUUUGAAAGUUUGGUCAACUUAGAAUCAAGAUGAUAAAAGAAGAUAUGAUUAUUAUAGCCGUAUAUGUUAGUUUUCUGUGUGAAUUGUACAUUAUGAGUCAAGAUAUAGUCACUUCAUCCUUGUGAAUUUCGCCA
Molecule: messenger RNA, 1979 nt
Organism: Helianthus annuus (common sunflower)
Lineage: Eukaryota; Viridiplantae; Streptophyta; Magnoliopsida; Asterales; Asteraceae
Product: probable serine/threonine-protein kinase PBL24
Exons: 5
Coding region: 21-1850 (609 amino acids)
Biological process (GO): protein phosphorylation
Molecular function (GO): protein kinase activity; ATP binding
Source: RefSeq, a predicted model, not a curated record